Colletotrichum scovillei is the source of this 1359-nucleotide messenger RNA. Its product is annotated as polynucleotide kinase 3 phosphatase. NCBI's taxonomy places the organism in Eukaryota, Fungi, Ascomycota, Sordariomycetes, Glomerellales, Glomerellaceae. The transcript has 7 exons. Bases 1 to 1359 code for a protein of 452 amino acids. The record is from RefSeq and is a predicted model, not a curated record. Gene Ontology annotation, biological process: DNA repair. Gene Ontology annotation, molecular function: double-stranded DNA binding; polynucleotide 3'-phosphatase activity; ATP-dependent polydeoxyribonucleotide 5'-hydroxyl-kinase activity.
AUGUCGACCUCAAGUUCGUCUACCACGAAGCGGAAGCAAAGAGAAUCAAUUUCUCCACCGGCGGUCAAACGGAAAGUUCAGAGCGGCACGACGAAAAACGCAGUUGCCAACUUCUUCAAACCUACUUCUCAGAAGCCAAAAGAUCGCACAAUAUGGACCGAACGCGCACCGAACGACGACACCCCUGCGACACUGCUCGUUGGCCGCUAUGAACCAGAGGAGCCCCCGACCGAGUCGGAAAAGAGGAGGAAGGUAGCUGCCUUUGACCUGGACUCGACCCUAAUAACAACUGCUUCGGGCAAGAAACAUGCCGACGCCGCCGAGGACUGGAAGUGGUGGCAUGCUUCUGUUCCCGGUAAGCUGCGGGACAUGUAUAACAACGAAGGAUAUCGUAUCGUGGUACUGUCCAAUCAAGCCGGUAUCGUUCUUCACGCCGACCCGAAAGCAAAAACGCCGAAAUCAACAAAAGACCGAGCCUCGGCGUUCAAGCAAAAGGUCAAUGCCGUCUUGACACAGCUCAACAUCCCGACCACGAUAUACGCAGCCACAGAGAAAGAUAUAUACAGAAAACCGAGGCCAGGGAUGUGGAAGGAACUUUGCGCUGAUUAUGACCUCACUGAAGACGUCGACUUGGAGGGGAGCAUCUUCGUUGGUGAUGCUGGUGGUCGCAUUGCGGCAUCGAAAUACUCCAAAGACUUCAGCUGCUCCGACCGAAAUCUUGCCCAUAACAUUGGGAUCACAUACAAAACCCCAGAAGAAUUCUUCCUCAACGAGAAGCCUCGGGACUUUGUCCGAGAAUUCGACAUCGUCCAUUUCCCAUACCCGGAGGACCCCAAUUCAGAGACAUCAAGUGCCCUCUUUGAGAAGAAAAACAAGCAGGACAUUGUUCUUUCCUGCGGUCCGCCAGGUGCUGGGAAGAGCACGUUCUUCUGGAAGUACCUCAAGCCAUUGGGUUAUGAGCGCAUCAACCAAGACACUUUGAAAACUCGAGAUAAGUGCGUGCAAGCCGCUAAGGAGCUACUGAGUGGAGGCCAAUCAAUAGCAAUAGACAACACGAAUGCUGAUCCCGAUACGAGAGCUAUCUGGGUCCAGCUUGCAGCGAAACACGACGUUUCAAUCAGAUGUGUUUGGUUCAAGACACCACUUCAUAUCUGCGAACACAACGAUGCCGUACGAUCCAUGAAUGAAUCCCUUAACCCCGAGUCACGAACGGCAUUGCCUAGGAUGGCCUUCAACGGAUUCAAAUCCCGCUUCAAGGAACCAAAAGUGAAGGAGGGUUUCCAAGACAUCACCGAACUCGAGUUCGCCUUCAGAGGAACUAAGGAAGAGCACGAAGUGUGGGCCAAAUAUUGGCUUUGA